Messenger RNA from Meyerozyma guilliermondii ATCC 6260, 1875 nucleotides. RefSeq lists its product as uncharacterized. The transcript has a single exon. Bases 1 to 1875 code for a protein of 624 amino acids. Gene Ontology annotation, cellular component: membrane. Gene Ontology annotation, biological process: xenobiotic detoxification by transmembrane export across the plasma membrane. Gene Ontology annotation, molecular function: xenobiotic transmembrane transporter activity; antiporter activity. NCBI's taxonomy places the organism in Eukaryota, Fungi, Ascomycota, Pichiomycetes, Serinales, Debaryomycetaceae. The record is from RefSeq and is a predicted model, not a curated record.
AUGAGCGCGACUAAUGUCCCCCACCUCAAUCACCUAUCCAUAUCCCCCAUCCUGUCCCCCACUCCUCACCACAACACCAAAUCUCUUUUCUCUUCUUUCUCUUCGUUUCCUUUCUUUUCCUUCCCCGUAUUUUCCAGAACAGCCGCGCCCUGCCGAAUUAGGGCACGGGUUCCGACAUUAUAUAUCACCAAAAAUAACGUUUCUUUAUUGUUGAUGACCACUGAAAGGUCUCCUCUUCUUGAGCCCCGGUUGCACGGCGACGAAAAUCACCCAGGAUUUGAAAACGAUGUGGUCACAUUUGUUCAACAAAGAAGAGCUCUGAUAGCCACAGAACCAGAACAAGUACCUCAUUUUUAUGGCCAGGACCUCACCCGCCAGGUUCUGAGGGCGUCAAUGGUGCCGGAAAGAUCGCUCACUUUGGUGCCUACAAAGUCACAUUCUUCUACGGUUGGCGACGUAUCCGAUAUUCUCUCGCAUCACCGACUCUUGGCUGAACCAGAAACUUCCGUCAAGAAAGAAAUCAAGGUCCUUUUACGGUAUACGUUUCCAUUGGUAUUGACUUUCCUCUUCCAAUACUCGCUCGUGGUGGCUUCGGUUUUCUCCGUGGGUCGAAUUGGCCUGACAGAGUUGGCAGCAAUAUCGCUUUCUUCAAUGACCGCCAAUAUUUCUGGCUAUGCUAUUAUUCAGGGGAUUUCCACUUGCUUGGAUACCCUCUGUGCUCAGGCUUAUGGGCGCCACGACUACAAUAUGGUGGGAGUCCACUUUGCUCGGUGCACAUAUUUGCUUUUGUUGUUGUAUAUUCCAAUGGCACUUUUAUGGACCGUGGGAGCUGAACCUAUUUUGUUGCUACUUGUGGGUAAAGAAGAGACUGAAUUGUGCUACAUGGCCGCAAGGUACUUACGAGUGAUUUCCAUGGGUGUUCCAGGCUACAUUCUUUUUGAAAAUGCUAAACAUUUUCUUCAAGCUCAGGGAAUUUUCCAUGCUUCAACCUACGUUCUCGCAGUUUUUGCACCCAUCAAUGCUUUGCUCAAUUACUUGCUCGUAUGGCAUCCCGUCAUUGGUUUGGGCUUUAUUGGCGCUCCGCUUUCCGUCGUUAUAACCAACUGGGCUAUGAGUAUCCUGCUCUUUGCUUACAUUUACUUUGUCAAUGGGUACCAAUGCUGGCCGGAACAGCUGGUUUUCUCCAAAGCAUGCUUUAGAAACUGGGGCAGAAUGAUCCGUCUUUCUGUUCCGGGUGUCUUGAUGGUGGAAGCAGAGUGGCUAGCUUUUGAAAUCAUCACCUUCACCGCUUCCAAAUUUGGAACCGAGGUUCUCGCAGCUCAGUCCAUCAUCACCACCACUUGCGUUUUGCUCUAUCAAAUUCCUUUUGCCCUUUCGAUUGCGGCAUCCACCCGUAUUGCCUGGUACAUUGGCGCCGCUUCAAAGGCAGCUGCCAAAAAGGCUUGCUGGGCUGCUAUAUUGUCUGCUGUGGCAGUGGGAGUGGUGAAUUUCAUCGUUCUUUUGAUUUUUAGAGAACCGCUUGCAUCGCUCUAUACAAAUGACAAGAUUGUGCUUGCUCUCGCAACAAAAGUGCUUAUCGUCGGCGCAGUAUACCAAGUCAAUGACAGCUUAUCUUGCGCUUCUGGUGGUAUUCUACGCGGGCAAGGUCGCCAGAGAAUCGGCGGAUAUCUUAACCUAUUUGGAUACUACGGCAUUGCUCUACCAUGUGCUUUUGUAUGCGCAUUCUACUUUAAACUUGAAUUGUUGGGACUUUGGUUAGGAAUGAUAGUGGCAUUGGUGGUGGUGUCAAUGUCGCAAUGCUACUUUGUAGUCAAAAGUGAUUGGGACCAAAUUAUCAAUGAAAGUAUUAACGAGGGUGUGCUCGAGAUGCAUUAG